Molecule: messenger RNA, 1764 nt
Organism: Trypanosoma conorhini
Lineage: Eukaryota; Euglenozoa; Kinetoplastea; Trypanosomatida; Trypanosomatidae
Product: surface protease GP63
Exons: 1
Coding region: 1-1764 (587 amino acids)
Biological process (GO): proteolysis; cell adhesion
Cellular component (GO): cytoplasm; membrane
Molecular function (GO): metalloendopeptidase activity
Source: RefSeq, a predicted model, not a curated record
AUGCGCCGUCCGACCCACGCCGCACUUCCGCCGCUGCCGCUGCUGCUCCUCCUCGCGACGACGUGUUGCGUCGGUGGGUGCCUCGCCGCUGCACACCGCCGUGCGCUCGACGAGGCGGCGUUGAGGAGCGGCCCGCCGCCGACCGCGAUGGUGCGUGAGGUGCCGCGCAAGGGAGAGGGCGCGGCGCAGGCGUACACCGUCGCCGCAGAGGGCGAGGACAAGGGCUGGGAGCCCAUCCGCAUCGUGGUGUCGAUGGAGGAUCUGAGCGACGCAAGUAAGUACUGCACCAAAGAAGGAGAAAAGAAACCCGACUUCAGGGGACAAGAGUUACCGUGCGCGAAGAAGGAAGUACUGACCGCGGAUUGGAACAAAACCCUGGUGAACGAGGUCAUCCCCGUGGCUCUCAAGCUGCACGCGGAGCGUCUGCUCGUUCGACGCCUGAAGACCCCGCUGAAGGUGCCCAAGUUCACAGAGAAGCAUGGGCUUUGCCAGCACUUCAAGGUCCCCGAAGGGCACCAAAGUGCGGGGGUUGAGAAUGCGGACAUGGUGCUCUACGUGGCUGCCAGGUCUAAUUACGGGGAGUGGGGUCUCCCGUGUGCGUUUGGGACGGACGGUCGUCCAAUUGCCGGUGCCCUGAAUCUGCUGCCUUCUCCACAGUUGUCUGUCAUGCACUCUGCCCGCGUCGCUGCGCACGCAAUCGCCUAUGCCCUUGGCUUCGACGCGAAGCAGAUGAAGGAUCACAAAAUGCUGACGACCGUCUCUGCUGUGCGCGGUGGCAGCUCUCCUGUGACGGUGGUGAGUUCCCCCGUUACGCUGAACAAAACGAAGGCACACUACGGCUGCGACAAGCUGCAGGGCAUGGAGCUGCAGGACUGCGACGGUGCGAAGGACUGCCACUUGUCGUUGCGCAACGCGAAGGACGAGCUGAUGAGCGGUCUUGGCGGGAUAACAGCCGGCUACUACACGGCGCUGACGAUGGCAAUGUUUGAGGACCUCGGCUACUACAAGGCCGUGUGGGGGAUGGAGGAGCCGAUGGCGUGGGGCAGGGGCGCGGGCUGUGACUUCCUCGAGAAGCCGUGCUCAGACAAAAGCCCCGCCGAGCACCCCGGCAUGUUCUGCGACAAGAAGACCGAAAAAUCGUUUCGCUGCACGUCCAACCGUCAAGCCAUCGGGCAAUGUGGUCAGAAUGUCGCUGAAGGCGGCGCCAACCCAAAGGAGACCUGCUCUGUUUUUUUCCCUUCUGAUGAUGGUGUGCCUGAAGUGUUCUGCACUGUGGAGGGAAGCAACGCACCGCCCGGGUCCCUCCAUGGGGGAGGCUCGUGGUGCCUCGAUGCGGAGCCACUGGAGGCCAGGAGCAAGGCGACCGACAAGGACUACACCGAAGUGCACGCGGUGUGUGCGGGGGUGCAGUGCGAGGCGGGCAAAGUGAAGGUGAAGUACCUCGGCAGCGACGCGUGGCAGGAGUGCCCCGAGGGGAAGUUUAUCACGCCGAAGUCGGCGCACUUCAAGGACGGCGGCAAGAUCAAGUGCCCGAAGUACGAGGAGGUGUGCACCAUCGCCGCCAACGGCAGCAGCCUCGUCAAACUCAGCUCCCCAGACAAGGACGGCAAAAAAGACGACAAGGACGGCAAAAAAGACGACAAGGACGGCAAAAAAGACGGCAAGGACGGCAAAAAAGAUGGCCAAGAAGGCAGUGCUGCUGUUCUCUCCAGUCUGCUUGUCCUCGCCACGGUCACCGCGGCGGCGGCGGUAGUGCCGCUUUGA